Molecule: messenger RNA, 2948 nt
Organism: Leptinotarsa decemlineata (Colorado potato beetle)
Lineage: Eukaryota; Metazoa; Arthropoda; Insecta; Coleoptera; Chrysomelidae
Product: choline transporter-like protein 1
Biological process (GO): transmembrane transport
Cellular component (GO): membrane
Molecular function (GO): transmembrane transporter activity
Source: RefSeq, a predicted model, not a curated record
AUGGAUAUCAGUAAAUACGGAAUGACAAUUGAGAAAACCGAUGAAGCUGUUUCUGAUAAAGUCACUCCCGAAUUAAAUUUAGUAAAAGUUGAACCACAAGAAGUUGAAAUGUUUAGUAAGUCCGAUAGUGAUUCGUACUCUAUGGAUUACCACGAUAGUAUGGAAGACAUUAUUGAUAAACAGGUAAAAAUUGAACGUGAUGAUAAAAUUGACCUUUGCUACGAAGAUAUCAAAACGGAGAUCGUGGAUAAAGAUAACGUGACCAACGAUAUUCGCAAUGACGACAUGACUCAAGACAACAAGUUGGUGCAAGUUGCUGAUUCAUAUUCUAUAGAUUACCACGAUGAUAUGGACAACAUUAGUGAUGGGAAAAAAAUUAAAUGUGAAGUUGAAAUCGACCUUGUCUACGAAAAUAUAAAAAAGGAAAUCGUAAAAGAGGAUAACGCGACUGACAAUAUUGGCGAUCCCGACAUGACUCAAGAUGUCAAGUUGCUGCAAAGUAACUCAAUUUUUUGUGAUUUGUAGGUAUGUUUGUUGGGCUAUUGCAUUUUCCAUGGAGAUAUUUUUAGAGUUAUCAACGGAUAUGAUAACUGCGGUCAUGUUUGUGGAACAAAUAAAUUUGUUUUCACAAAAAACAGUGAAGAGAAACGUUGCAAUAGCAAUGAGAAAAAUGAUGGGAAAUUCCAUAUAAUCCUAAAAAGAAAUUCUUCUCGAGAAAUAGACAGACUUUGUGUUGAUGACUGCGGUGCAUACAAAGGAUACAGACCGUUUUUCAACAGAUGCAUACAAAAUAAAAGCAGUACGGAAGUAUCCGAAGAUCUUCACUUGUGUUGGAGAGAUAUGUGUUACUUGUUUCUUCUAUCUCUAGGUCUUUCCGGCUUAUUGCUGAUACUAUUCAGAUAUCUAGUGGGCCUAGUCGUGUGGAUAGUUUUGUUUGGAGUGAUACUAGUUUGUUCAGCAGGAUCUAUAUUACUUUGGAUAAUGUGGAAAAAUUCCAAAGAAACCUUUGCCAAUUCUUCUCCAGAACUAGUGCCAGAUGUGGAUUCCAGAAAAACAAGCGCCUACUUCGUGUUUGCAAUAAUUGCUACAAUAGUUACUUUAGUAAUAUGUCUCAUAAUAUUUGUCAUGAGGAAUCGAAUUAGACUGGUGGUACAGUUAUUUGAGGAAUCUGGAAAAGCUAUCGCAGCUAUGCCACUUUUAUUGCUGGAACCUAUUCUAACAUUUUCAUGUUUGGCAGCAGUAAUUUUUUUAUGGGUCUACUUCUCGGUGUGGAUUGAAAGUUCUGGAAUAUUGAGUCAAAAAAGACCUGGUGUCUACUACUACGAAAAAAAUGACUGGAUGAAACUUACCCGGUGGUACAAUUUUUUUGCGAUGCUUUGGAUGGCUCAGUUCAUGAUAGGAUGUCAACAUAUGAUUAUAGCAGGAGCAGUUAGCGUUUGGUAUUUCAAAAGGUCAAUGCACGGAUAUUCAUUCUGUGAAGCAGGAAAACAAGCAUUCAAGCUGCUUUCUUCGAAUGUUUUGAGAGUUGCAGCCAUUAAUUCAGUUGGUGAUUUUGUUUUAUUUCUGGGAAAAGUUCUAGUUGUAAUAGCUACAGUCAUAGUUGGAAUGCAUAUAUUACAGUUCAAGGAUGGACUACAGCACAUGUGGGUUCCUAUAGCGCUAUCUGGACUGUUUGCCUAUUUUGUAGCGCACUGUUUCAUGACUGUGUAUGAGAUGGCCAUAGAUACUAUCUUUAUUUGUUUCUGUGAAGACUGCGAAAUGAACGAUGGAAUCUCCCAACCAUAUUUCAUGUCGAGAGGUUUGAUGGAAUUUGUAGAGAAUUCUAAGAAGGCACUAAAAAUUCAAGAAUUGAGAGACAGGUCGGCAAAUGAGAGGAGCGAAAAUGUCAAUACGAUUAGUGGAGGUGUUGAUAAUAUAAUUUCUGUUCAAUAGGUGAAUGAACAAGAUUUUACACAGCUCAAACUACACUGAGUUUUUUCACAUAAAGAAUGUUCUCAUAAAGGCUCGUAAAUAUUCAGUUGAAAUAUUUUUGCAGUCACUAUUUCUCAGUGAUUGAAAAUAUACGCUGUCUGUUCAAAAAAUAAGGUGAUUUUUCAUUUUUUUCAAAAAUUAAUGAUUUCUUCAUCAAUUUCUACUUUGUCCCUCUCAAAGUAGUCCCCUUCAGAUAUAAUACACUUGUGCUGGCGUUUUUUCCAAUCUUCAAAGCGCAGUUCUAACAUGCACUUUUUAGAUCUGAGCAAAGCUUUUGACUGUGUAAACCAUCAUUUAUAACUAGAGAAACUUGAAUUUUAUGGUAUCAGAGGAUCAGCCUUGAAAUUCUUCCAGUCUCUCAUCUAGAAAGCAGGCAUUAUAUGUGAAUAGUAAUUUAUUAGAUGAAAGGUCUAUGAAUAAUGGAAUACCUAAGGGAUUCAUCUUGGGUCCAUCCCUUUUUAUAAUCUAUAUAAAUGACAUACUCUAUUACCUUUUACCCAGUACAGUAAUCUGUUUUGCCGACGACACCAUAAUGUUAAAAUCAAAUUCAAAUAUCUCAAAUUUACUUGUAAAUACCAAAGAAACCGAAGACAAAGCAGAAUACUGGUUUACAUCCAACAAACUGAAACAGGAAAAAAAACUCAGAAAAUAACUAUAUCUUCUGAUACCAGGAUAACGAUCAAAGCUCAAGUUAAAUUGUUAGAUAUGCUUAUAGAUGAGUCGCUUCGAUAGGAAUAACAUAUUGACCAUCUCUGUAAAAAACUCUCGACAGAGUUGUUUCUACUUCGCCAGUUGAAAAUAGCAUUGAGCCAUAAAGCAGUUCUCAUUUCGUAUCAUUCCCUUUUUUGCUGUCACUUUUCAUAUGGCAUUCUCCUUUGGGGUAGAUCUACUUACGCGAUCACAACUUUCCUCAUGCAGAAAAAAGCCAUCAGAAUUAUAGCUGGAGCUCCAUUCGACGCACACUGUCAACCACUAUU